Messenger RNA from Xyrichtys novacula (pearly razorfish), 9606 nucleotides. NCBI's taxonomy places the organism in Eukaryota, Metazoa, Chordata, Actinopteri, Labriformes, Labridae. The record is from the annotation of a GenBank genome assembly.
UUACUUCAUGGAAAUUAAAUCAGACCGAGACGCUAAGGCAGAAGAACUACUGUGUCUGCAGUGCAAAAUGAUUAUUAUGAUGAUUAUUACCUCAAGGAAAUGAUCCACUGCACUCGAUGAUCAACUCGUCAGGACUCCCCCUCAAACAAGCGGCUGCUGGAGGAGAGUAGGUGAGUUGUGUUUAGUCUCUUUGCUAGAGAAAUCAGGCAAAGCUAAAAAGAUGUUUGAUGGCUAGUACUAUGGCUGGGACCCUAUAAGUACUAUUGAUGAAGUUAGGUGCUGCUCUGAGCAUUAUUUGUGGCUAUAGAGUGGCUUUUUGGUUGAGGUUUAAACUUGGAGACGUAGACCGCUGUGUAUUCCUAUCGUGCAGUCGUUGCUGAAGUUAUAACUAGAGAAGCAAGCAGUCGGAAACAUUCAUCUCUUGAGGGGGUGUCUAACUCGGUGUUACAGUGUGUUUGACCCUAACUUAAUUUUACGCAGGAAUAUCCCUUUAAUGCAUCGUGAUCUUAUGUAAGUUGCUUUGAGAGUGCUGCAAAGGGAGAAGGAGAUUGCAAAAGAUGAAAUAAAAGCUGAGAAUAAAAUUCAGAAUAAACGCAUCAAGUAAAAACAAGUGGAGUCUUUCCACAGAAGAACAUGGAACAAGCUUUAGUUCUGAAAAGCCCUUUGAAUUGACAGCAGUAUAUUUAUCAUGCAUGUAAAACAUAAUCACAGCUAAAUAGAGUAAGUACAGCCCUCAGGUGUGAUGCUCAUACCAGCAGUCUGAACAUCAUAAUCUAUUCACAUACACGCCACAACUCUGAGUUUGUCACACAGCCGAUACAAGCAAAGCAAACUCAACCAAACCGUAUUAAACCAAACCAGACUGCUCGGCAGAAACGCUGUCCAUAUUGACCGCAUCCAUUACUAAUACACCUCUGACACAAACCACACUGCCAUCAGCUGUGAGCAAGAGACAAGAGGGAGACAUCUGAGAUUGAGAAGUAUGUUCGGACUUCCAGUUUUUGCACUUUGAAAGAGUUUGGCCUCAAAAUUUCAAUCACAGAUAUGGUAUCAUUAAUACUCCACUAUCAUUGAUAAGUUAAACAGGCUAAGAAGCGCUGAAAUAAACGGUCCCACCACCUCGGCACUGUCCCUCCAAUUAUCUGCUGCUGUGAGAUAAGACAAUUACUGCUCUGACCUUUAUGAAUUGCUGUUUUAAUGCGAGUGACAGAAAUUAAUAGAAACAGGAGUCAAACAAUUGUUUCACCUCAAGGUGUCUUGGAUUACAUCGCUUGCAGCCAGUCAAUGUUCAAUGUUACUAAUCAAAUAAGAAAUAUCGCAGCACCUCAGAAAACACAAUUUUGACACAAGGUGGACACAGAGAAAUCAAACUAUCCAAACUUUUGCCUCUAACUUCAGCAGAUGUUGUCCCUGAAUGUUAGUUUUUUAGUAAAUUAAAUAAGAAUCAUCUUGCUAAAGAAUAAGGCUCAAAAUAAAGAAGUCAUACAGAGUGCAAGCACUGAUGUCAGACUACAGAUAACAAAAGUCUUUCUUUCUUAAAUUACUAAAUUAAAUUACUGUCUGUAAAAUUGCUCAUGUAAGAAAUCUGAAAUUCAGAAACUUUGGGAAAAGUUUCUUUUAAAGUCAAAAUCUUAUCAUGUGCACCACAAACUUCCUCUCAAAACCACCAUCUUUAUCAGCAAAGACACUUUCUAUAUUUUGCUGGAGUAAUGUUUUUUCUUCUGCCCCUAAUCUAAUAAUGUAUGCAUUUAUUUCCUACACCCCUCGCCGCUGUAGGCCGUGUUCGAAAAAGUAGAUUAAGGUGUAAAUCACCAAUUGUGUACAGCAAGAAGAAUAGAAACGGAGAGAGAGGCUGAAGAUUAAAGUUUCAUCUCUGUGAUUGGUGACCGUCAUGACUGCAGAUGGUAAAAACAAGAGCAGAGACAGAGAGCGGGGAAAUGAAGCAGGAAAUAAACUACCCAGUGAAGAAGUGAACAUGGCCUCUAUGAACGACAAGUCAUCGCUAAACCCGCCUGAGGCUGAGAGCAGCAAACGAAUUUACCCCAUUUAUGGGAAAAUCUGGAAAACAUCCAUAUUCACGCGGGAAAAAAAGGUGUCUGACUGUGUGUGCGAGCCAUGCGAUGCUGCUGCCACAGCGCUGACAUUUCGGACACCACCAGGAGGAAGGACUCGGGUGGAGAGAGGGCAGAGCAGCCCUGAACUGUGUCACAGCUUUCUGCCUGAGCGCAGUUUUGCAUAAUAACACCAAAACAAAUGUGCGUAUUUGGGGUCUGACACUGUUAGGAGGAGUGUGCAUGACUCUUUUCUUCCUCUAAGGAGGUAUUAUCAUAUUUCUUAAUGUUUACUGGCUGUGAAUUCUACCUGCUCUCUGGGAGGAAGGUCUGACCUCAUACAUUUAAAUGGCAAGUGUGCUGCCAGGGGUCAUUUCCACAGCGAGGUCCUGCAGUUUGACACCAUUUUGUGUCGUUGCCACUGCUUGUUUGUGCAUCGUUUAGUUGUUGGCAGUGUUUUUGUGUUUUUUUCCCCAAACUCCUUGUUAUAUUUUGUCCUUUUACUGCUGCAGCCAAACAAAAAGAUUUGAAAAGAAAAGAAAGAAAUGGAAUAUACAGCUGGAAAAACACCUUUGACAUGGGAAUGAUCAGUUAUUCUUACAUUCAUACAGUGUUAAUAGUCUAGGCAUUAAACAGCACGAAGGUCAGAAAGUUUAGUAAAUCAAAUAUCUACCAAAGCUUCAAGAAUUUCUGUAAUCUGAAGGGUCAAAACUUUUGUAUGUCAGAUAAAAUAUGGUAAAACAGAUGUAAUUUGAAAGCCAAAGUUUUAAUUCAUUUCCUCUGGUUUUGAACAAGCUGCAGUUCCUUAAGUUACCACUAGAGGCCGGUUGGAAAAGCCAAGAAAUAAACCUUAUUUAUAAAAAUGAACCUUUCCACAGAAGAGUAGAGCUGUUGAAAUGUCUGAUUGCCAUAAUAAAUCAGUUUUAUAGUGCCUAAACAAUCAAUAAAUCAAUCAAUUAAUCAAUCCAUCUUUAUUUUUGUAGCCCCAAUUCAAAGAUGCUUAACAAGAAAAAUCUGUAAAGAUGGACUGAGACUGACCCCUAUCUUUGAAAAUCAGACCCACUCCCAUCUCAUCUUCAACCACAUGAGUGAAAUACUUUACAGCUUUUCUGAAGUUAUAGUGAAGAAGAAGAAGAACUUUCUUUAACAGGCAGAAACCUCGAGCAGAACCAGACUCAUGUUAGACAGUCAUCUGCUGAGACUGAGCUGGGAUCACCUCACAGGAGGCGUGUUAACCAACAUACAGGACCACGACUUUUACCGUAUACUUCUUUUGGUGUGAUAUCAACAUUUAAUGACAUUUGUUAUGAAAACUAGGACAUUUUGACAGCUCUACAGCCGACCCAACGUUUUUACAGACUGGUGCUAAAAACUGUUUUGACCUCCUGUCUUUAUUGGUGACCAUGUUGGGCAAGUUACUGAAAAUUAGAUUACAGUACAACUUUCCACUAUCAAAGUACCUGAAUUACUGUGUUAUUGUACUAUUAACAGUGUUGGGGUAGUUACUCAUCAAGAGUAGUUUGUUACUAGUAACUAGUUACUUCUGUAAAUUGUAAUGAGAUUACUAAACUAGUUACUGCAUUUGAAAAGUAACUUCACUAUUUAUUACUUUACUUUUCCGUUUCUUAAUUUACCAUAUAGAGGUACAUGGACAAACAUCAUAGUCCGAUCAUUCUUUCUUUCUUUCUUUCUUUUUUUAUUUUAUUUCAAACAUUAUCUAAUCAAAUAAGACAGUAAAAUACAAAUCAGGAAGAAAAAGAAAACCAACAACAAUGUCCGAAAAGGAGUAGGAUGAAGUUUAAAACUUAUCGAGCUCCUACCCCCCUUUUGCCAACACAAACUUCUUUACUGCAUAUACAAUAGUUUAAAUGACUUCAACAGAUCUGAACUUUGCACAAAGGGAAACAAAGCUGAUAUAACACAGAAAGGCGCGUUCCUAUUGUUUAGUAAAGUAAUUAAGUUACUGAUUUUUUUUUUAGUGUAGUGUGUUACUUUACUUUGUCACCCCAAAAAGGUAAAAUCGUUACUGUACUCCAUUUCUUUAUAGUGCGUUACCCCCAACACUGCUUAUUAAACGAGGUAUAAUCAGGAAUAUGGUUGAUCUGACUUGCAUAUGGGCUCAUUAUGAUUAUUCAAUGGCUGACAGUAAUGGAGUCAAGGAAUAUCCUUGACCUUUUUGGCGUGCUUAAACUUUGCAGGUCAAUUUACAGUGGUUUUAUAGUACUAUAUUUAAAGUACUGUAUGUUUGGAUGAAUAAAUGCUUUCAUUAAGAGGCCGAUCAGGUAGCUAACCUGCAUUUCUUUAACAACAAAACACAUCUAUUUCUAAACCUGGCACUAAAUCCUGCAAAUUACACACAGGCUGCAAUGCUGUGUGGGAAACACGAGCCAAAGCUGUACACCAGUGUAGUCGUGCCCAUAGAAUAUAUUAUGGAUAUAAAUGAAAGCUGGAAAAACAUCCAGCAAGCUGUGCCUUUACUCUCUAACAAAAGCAGAAAAAAGAGGAAGAACAAAUACAACGACUGGAUCUAGUUUGCUCUAGAGAAAAGCAGACAAAAAAGCCGGACAGAGAAUGAUUAGCCUGCUGGAUAUCUGAAAGGAAUUCGAAGGUGAACCGUCCGAAACCCCCUCUGUGCCAAGAGAAGAGUAAUAGAGACAGCCAAAGCCAACAUCUUCAUCUGAGAUCAAUGCUCUCUAAUCCAGGACACAUGCUCGCAUUAAUGAUUUCUUAACCUCUCACACCGUCUUCCUCGGCCCCCCAACCCACCUCUUAAUCUCUGACCUGCUCAAUCCCCCAGCGAUGUUUGCCAAACAACCCAGAUCCCUGAAUCCCAAUAACUCCAUCCUGCUGGAGCAACACCAUUUGGCACCCAGUGUGUUUUAAAAAUGGUGUCCCACUGAAAUGUUCUCUCCCCUCUGCAGAGCCUCCAUCCCCCUGAUAAAUACCUUUUCAUUUAAUGAUGCAAUUUUGCUGAAAAGUUCAAGAUCAUUACAGACCAGAAAGUGAGAGGUGCAUACAUUACAGGCGACUAAAAACAAUGAGAUUGCCAAUUCGCCAAUGAAAAAUAUAACCAAGCUUGGUGUACAGGCUGUUGUGUAUUUAUGGGAGCCCAUUUGCUGCAGCUGAUAUUUGUAACUAGAAGGGGGCACCACAGUAUGUUAUGUCUGAAAUGAAAUAUGAAACCAUUACGGCAACAACUGUGAGGAUUUGGAGGAAGUCUGGCUGAACGCUGAGAGCUGGAAAUCAACUCACAAUGUGGUGUCCCAUCAUCCGCCGUGAGAUCAAGAUUUUGGGUGGUGGAAAGACUUACAAAGCUCACAGAGAUGGAUGGUCUCAUGAAUUAGUUUGCUUUAAAAAAAUCACGUGUCUUUUUUUUUCCAGACACACUGCAUAUUAUUUGAGCACGAGCAAUGUUCAAACUUAAGCAGGAUAGAGACCCAGGAAGGCCAGAAAAAUAUGAAAUAAAAAGGACCGAUCUGUCAAAGUUGUCUACAGAGAGGGCAUUAAAGGUGACCUAUUGUGCUGAUAUGUAUUCAUAUACAUUCAUAUAAUGAUACAGGAGUAGAUAUGUAUGUCCCAGGACUUGUAUUCUGGGUUGUCAGCUGGUUUUAUAACUCGGUAAGACUUGACCUAAACCUGACAUCAGGCUCUGCUGUCGUUGCUCUGCUUUGACUCAGCUCUGCAUUUUAUUCACAAAGUAUAACUCUGAGUUUCUUGUUUGUUCCCUCUUUGUUUCUACUUUCUCUUCCCAAAGAUAAGACACCAGAAAACAGUUACAACUUUUUAUGUUAUUAAGGACAGCAAACAGCCACGCCAUGGCUGCUCACCUCCGUUGACUUGACCUGUACAAACUGGAUUUACGUCUCAUCUGCUGCCUAAACCUGAAGCUGCGCUAUACUUUUAGCCUAAAUUGUUGCUUCCGCUUCGGGUUGGGCAACCAAACCUCUAUAAAUUAUUUGACAGACAACGUCACAUCCUGUGAGUCUUCAGAGGAAGUCUGCAGGAACUUUGCUAUUGAAACAUGUCAAAGUAAUGAAGGAAAUAGAAGAAAUUAUAGUGCAUGGACUGUUUUGGACUUAACUGUUCCAUCUACAAGACCUUCGAAUGUCCUAAGUAACAUACGAUGGAGCGAACAUCGGUGCAAAUGGCAUGCAUGGAUGUUUUCCGUAAAGGCGUCACUUUUGGACCGCUUCGUAAAUACAAAUCUGAGCGGGAAGUUAAACUCACAGGCUAGGUGUAACUUUCUGUCAGUGGAAAAGCUGCCAAAAAUUAAGUAUUUCAGACUUAAACUGAAGGGUGUCUUAAACAGAAUGAGAAAAACAGGGAGGUUUUUCAGCUGCAAAUCCUGCAGAGCUCAUGCAAAGGAGUCCCAGACUAACAUGAGACCACAUAUGAAAAAGUCACGUACACACAUCAUCGUAUUCAGAUAAAAUCCCAUCCGCACAAAACCGCAUAAAUGUGCUAUUGACUGUGGCUAUAAAGCAUGCCAGAGCUGGAGUUGGUAGUAUUUGCCAAAAAGUUGGACCCAUUCUAUCCAGUCAGAGAAAGCUACCCUUUCUCGUCGUCACUUCCCCAAACAUGAAACAUAGCACCGUAUAGUUUGUUCGUGUGGAUGACAAAGAGGUGUAAUUGUUUUUAAGCAUUGUUUCUGAACAUAAAGUCAACACGACACAAGAAAGUUGGAGGAAGGGUAAUUUGGUGUAGGAUAACCAACUGCAAAGCACUCCUUCACCUUUGCACCUCAUAAAAAUAUAUAUUCCGUAUAAAUCUGUGCUGUCAACUGCCUGACAUAAACAAGGGUGCAUAGUAUAUGAUGUUUAUCUAUUAGUUGUCACAGACAACGACGUUUGGGAAUUUAAAACUCCGGUUAUCUAUGUCCACACACAAACGCAAAAUCUUUCCAAAAUCUUUGCUUUAGUCAGAGUUUUUCAAAAGUGCAGUUUUAAUGAUGUGAGCCUACAUUUUCCAGCCAAAACGUAUAAAAAUAUAUUUGUUUCAGCAAACACAUGUGGACAUGGCCUCAGGGGUGCAAAGAAACUUUCAGAUCAGACGCACACAGCUGAUCCUGCAUCAGGAUGAUUCCUACACCAGUGACUGGCCAGAGUGUGCAAACCUCAGAGUAAAUGUGGGCUUUAUUAUUUUUGCAGAAACAACUUAUAACACCUGUAGACAGAAAAUUAAUAAUAUAUGAGUCUUUACAUUGAGGUUUUUUUUUUUCAAUAUUCAAUAAAAAACUCAAAAACUGGACAUGCUGUACCCUGUCUUCCAUGUUGUUGCUUCAGAGAGAUGCCUUCGCAGCUCUCUCCCUGUGUGUGUGUGUGUGUGUGUGUGUGUGUGUGUGUGUGUGUGUGUGUGUGUGUGUGUGUGUGUGUGUGUGUGUGUGUGUGUGUGUGUGUGUGUGUGUGUGUGUGUGUGUUUAUGUGUGCCAAACCUUGCAGCUCUUGUCCAGUGUCAAACAGCAGAGCCACUGAAAACAGAAGCUGAAGCCAAAAUGUCAGAGUCUGGUAGUGUACAAGCAUAAAGCUGAAGUUGUUGGAUUAAAUUAAGUUCAAAAUGUCACAUUCCUGAAAGCGCAGUCAAUAAGUGUAACUUCUUGUAAAGACCAGAGGCUGUGUUCCUGCUGGUUUCACUCUUCUGACACUCUCCACGGCUCAUCGUGUUCUCACAAAGAGAGGCUACAGAGCUUUUAAUAACACACAGAGAGCUCCGCCAUCAAACAGCGCACAGCUCCAAUGAUGCAUGCCAAACUAAAACAAAUGGGAUACAGUGCAUUUUCCUGUGAGACCAGGCGUCUACACAGCCUCGGAUUUACCCCACAUCCCGCCAUGCACAUCCUAGUGCGGCUGAGCUUUGUCAAUUAGGACCGCGCUCCCUAAUUAGAUUCCCUGAGUUAGAGCGAUAUUUGCUUUUCGGCUUUGCAGCUUCUCGUGGGAGUGCGAAGAUAUUCAAAUCCUUCUGAUCAGCACAUAAUAGUGUUUGGACUCAGUGAUAAUUACACCAAAGUGUUACUGUUUAAUCAUAUUUAGAGAAGUGAUUUUCCUAAUGUAGGACACCUCAGUUCACAAAAAAAUAACAUGUCAGGACAGAUUUUUGUUUGAAAUUACCUCACAGGUUUAUGAGGGGGAUGUUAGUGUGACAAUGCUGAUAUUCAGCGUUGCCAGUAUAUUACAUUCCCAAACUAACUCUGUGCCAUUAUGAGAUAGACUCUUUGUGCCGGGGCAACAAAUGAGAUUUCACAAAAACUCAUUUGUGUGUCUCCCUGACUUCUCAGAUUAGAGCCUUUGUAAUACAUCCUGCUUUUAAAGCCCCUAGUUAUAAUCGAGGUUAAUGUGAAGGACGACAAAAUACUGUACCGCCAAACAAACAAGACUGAUCUCUGACAGCCUGAAACCUACACAAACCUCUUAGUGAAAUAAUAAAGGCACAGUGAUGAGGGUGUUAGGGAAUAUGUCAAGGCCCACUCUAAGAAAGCUCUGAAGAGACUAAAAUCAUCAUUUAAAUGGAGAUUAAAACUCUGUCUGACAAAUUUGUCUGAUGGUUAAAAAGACACUUAUUUAGUUUACACAGCUCAAAACAGGAUUAUUGGUUUGUCCAGUGGGGCUACCAUUAGCAGAGCUAGCACCUUCCUCCCACCUAGCAGGUUCAUGUCCACAGACUUAUACUGCUAAACUUGAGCUUUAAAAACAUACGAUGUUGGUGCUUUGUGGUUUUCCUUUUAAAGCAAAAGCCUGACCAACGCUUAAUCGGAGGCACUCCCCUCCAUGCUUUUAUUCUGAAGUCGUAUCCUGGGCACUUGUUUGGUUAGGAGAGUCACUUGCAUGGCUCUUAACUCUUGCAACGUUUAAUAAUUUUAUUUAUUUUUUUAACCUGAAAUGCUCAAUGUUCCGUACGGAAGUGUAUUGCAUUCACUCAUUUAAAAAAAAACAAAAAGGAAACUUUUUUUUUUUUUGAGUAGUUUUUUUUUCUUUGCUGUUUUUUGGACCAAUAUUUUUUUCCCCUCUUUAUGUUUUUUGGACAAAUUUUUAUUCUGUUUUUCAUACUUUUUUUCCCCAUCUUUCUGUUUUUUGUACCUUUGAUUUUCGUCUUUGUUUUGCGGACGAUAACGUUAACAACCUUGGCUGCUCCAAAUCAGCGGAUUCUCCAGCUCCUAGAUAACUUCGACUACAGAUUCAAUGAGAGUAAGGCAUGUUAUUAGUUAAACAUCGGGUAUGCAAAUCCUGAGGUACCUGCGCAAAGUAGACAAACUUAUGACGAAUCCAUCUGUCUGACCUGAAGAAAAGAGGAUCUCUCAGCGUCUCAAACCCAAAAGAAAGUAAAACUUGAUUCAACUAAACAAUCGGGCCAUGUUUGCCUCCAAUGAAUCGAGCAGAGGGGGAUGAAAGCAUCUGUUUUUAUAUGAUCAUGAUCCCAGAGAGGAGGAAAAACAAAACAAAACAAAAAAAUAGUCAGAAAAACAGAAAAGAAAAAGAAAAUUAUUCUAAAAAGCAGAAAAAAGUUCGAGGAACAGAACAGAAAAAAUUACACUGAAAAAAAUAGCUUUUUUGGGGGGGGGGGU